Messenger RNA from Oncorhynchus masou masou (cherry salmon), 1584 nucleotides. RefSeq names its product dehydrogenase/reductase SDR family member 12-like. The record is from RefSeq and is a predicted model, not a curated record. The transcript has 11 exons. Lineage: Eukaryota; Metazoa; Chordata; Actinopteri; Salmoniformes; Salmonidae. The coding region runs from base 243 to 1241 and encodes 332 amino acids.
AAGAAAACCAGGAAAACUGCUCUGUCCUGAAUGUAGGACUCGACCGGUGGAGGCCACCUCACCAAUUAUCUGCCUCUGGAUUGGUUGACAGCGUUACACCUGUUCGGAAGUCCUACCGCGCCUUUGAUCAUAUCUGAGGCACACGUGACGCUUGUUUGUCACAGUCCAUGCUACAGUGGGCUUGGUAAACCGGCCACAACUCAACGGGCUUCGGAGGAGAGAGCACUUGAUCAUGAAAAGCAAUGUCUUUCUAUCGCAAUAUCGUCUGGUUUCUCAAAGGAAUUAACGAAUACACAAGGAGUGGCUAUGAGCAAGCAGCUAAACACUUUGUGGCCAAGGAGCUGGAUGUGGCUGUGGUAGGAAGGUCCUUCAUAAUAACAGGAGCUAACAGUGGCAUAGGGAAAGCCACUGCCACGGCUAUAGCUAAGAAAGGUGGUACAGUCCACAUGGUAUGCAGGAACAAGGAGAGAGCUGAGAAGGCCAAAGAAGAUAUUGUCAGGGAGACAGGAAACACGGAAGUAUACGUUCACCAUCUGGAUAUGUCCGAGACACACAAGGUGUGGGAGUUUGCUGAAUCCUUUAAGAUGCAAUACCCCUCCCUCAAUGUGUUGAUUAAUAAUGCUGGGUGUAUGGUGAACAAGAGAGAGGUGAACGAUGAUGGUCUGGAGAAGAGCUUUGCCACCAACACACUGGGAGUGUAUCUUCUCACCCAGAGCCUCAUUCCACUACUUCAGAAGAGCAGGGAUCCGAGGGUGAUAACAGUAACAUCAGGGGGCAUGCUGGUCCAGAAACUCCAACCUGAUGACCUCCAGUCUGCAAAAGGUUCCUUUGACGGCACCAUGGUCUACGCACAGAAUAAGAGACAGCAGGUGGUGCUGACAGAACAAUGGGCCAAACACCACCCAGCCAUCCACUUCUCCGUCAUGCACCCUGGAUGGGCCGACACACCAGCGGUUUCCACAUCUAUGCCUCAGUUCCACCAGAUGAUGGGGGAAAGGCUGCGUAGUGCGGAGCAGGGAGCGGACACUGUGGUGUGGCUGGCACUGACCCGUGCUGCUGGCAGAACACGCAGCGGAAAGUUCUUCCAAGAUCGGCGGGCGGUCCCAGCCCACCUGCCCCUGGCCUGGACCCACAGUUCCCCCGAGGAGGUCCGGUCCUUCAUGACCCAGCUGGAGAUCUUGGCCCAGGCUGCGAAGCAGCCUCGCACUGACGCACAACCCAGUUUUGACCCAACUUAUUGAAAGGUCUUGUGACCCACCAGCACCAAAAGAGUACAUAUCCAGUCUCAAGCUGCAAACCCAAUGUAACCAAACAACCACUUUGAUAAAAUUUCUUACCUAACCAAUUAUAAUUGAUUCAGCUCUUAGGAAUCUUAACUUCCACUUGUCGUGCAUUGAUAUCAAUGGACCCUUAGUGAAAAGUACUAUAGUUAAGGUUCAGUAUGUGACCACAGACCUAGAGGUAGGUGGCUCAUUCUGAUGCUACAGUUCGAAAUUAUAGUAUUCAUAGUUUUUCAUUUGACUCUUAAGUAUCUCUAACCUGUCCUCAAUGUUUUUCGUUGGUAUUAAAGGACUUGAACCCAGA